This is a messenger RNA of Propithecus coquereli (Coquerel's sifaka), 2531 nucleotides long. RefSeq names its product solute carrier family 9, subfamily A (NHE3, cation proton antiporter 3), member 3 (gene SLC9A3). The coding region runs from base 1 to 2505 and encodes 834 amino acids. The record is from RefSeq and is a predicted model, not a curated record. Gene Ontology annotation, molecular function: sodium:proton antiporter activity. The transcript is spliced from 16 exons. Gene Ontology annotation, biological process: regulation of pH; proton transmembrane transport; sodium ion transport. Gene Ontology annotation, cellular component: brush border membrane; apical plasma membrane. NCBI's taxonomy places the organism in Eukaryota, Metazoa, Chordata, Mammalia, Primates, Indriidae.
AUGUCGGGGCGCGGGGCCCGCGGCCCCGGCUGGGGACUGCUGCUGGCACUGGCGCUGGCGUUGAGCCGGCUGCCGCGGACCAGGGGCAUCGAGGAGGAGCCCAGCGGCGCGAGCCAGGGCUUCCAGGUGGUCACCUUCGAAUGGCACCACGUCCAGGACCCGUACAUCAUCGCGCUCUGGAUCCUCGUGGCCAGCUUGGCCAAGAUCGUGUUCCACCUGUCCCACAAGAUCACCAGCGUGGUCCCCGAGAGCGCCCUGCUCAUCGUCCUGGGCCUGGUGCUGGGCGGCAUCGUCUGGGCGGCCGACCACAUCGCCUCCUUCGCGCUCACGCCCACCGUCUUCUUCUUCUACCUGCUGCCGCCCAUCGUGCUGGACGCCGGCUACUUCAUGCCCAACCGGCUCUUCUUCGGCAACCUGGGCACCAUCCUGCUCUACGCCGUGGUCGGCACCGUGUGGAACGCGGCCACCACCGGCCUGUCCCUCUACGGCGUCUUCCUCAGCGGGCUGAUGGGCGAGCUGCAGGCCGGGCUGCUGGACUUCCUCCUGUUCGGCAGCCUCAUUGCGGCGGUGGACCCGGUGGCCGUCCUGGCGGUGUUUGAGGAGGUCCAUGUCAACGAGGUGCUGUUCAUCAUCGUCUUCGGGGAGUCGCUGCUGAACGACGCCGUCACCGUGGUCCUGUACGACGUGUUCACAUCUUUCGUGGCGCUGGGAGGUGACCAGGUGACCGGCGUGGACUGCGUGAAGGGCAUAGUGUCCUUCUUCGUGGUCAGCCUGGGGGGCACGCUGAUGGGGGUGGCCUUCGCCUUCCUGCUGUCGCUGGUGACCCGCUUCACCAAGCACGUGCGCAUCAUCGAGCCCGGCUUCGUCUUCGUCAUCUCCUACCUGUCCUACCUGACGUCGGAGAUGCUGUCCCUGUCAGCCAUCCUGGCCAUCACCUUCUGCGGCAUCUGCUGCCAGAAGUACGUGAAGGCCAACAUCUCCGAGCAGUCGGCCACCACCGUGCGCUACAUGAUGAAGCUGCUGGCCAGCAGCGCCGAGACCAUCAUCUUCAUGUUCCUGGGCAUCUCGGCCGUGGACCCCCUCAUCUGGACGUGGAACACGGCCUUCAUCCUCCUGACGCUGGUCUUCAUCUCCGUGUACCGGGCCAUCGGCGUCGUCCUCCAGACCUGGGUCCUGAACCGCUACCGCAUGGUGCAGCUGGAGCUCAUAGACCAGGUGGUCUUGUCCUACGGCGGCCUGCGCGGGGCCGUGGCCUACGCGCUCGUCGCGCUCCUGGACGAGACGCAGGUCAAGGAGAAGAACCUGUUCGUCAGCACCACCAUCAUCGUCAUCUUCUUCACCGUCAUCCUCCAGGGCCUGACCAUCAAGCCCCUGGUGCAGUGGCUGAAGGUGAAGAAGAGUGAGGAAAGGCAGCCCAAGCUCAACGAGAAGCUGCAUGGCCGGGCCUUCGACCACAUCCUCUCGGCCAUCGAGGACAUAUCGGGGCAGAUUGGGCACAACUACCUCAGAGAUAAGUGGUCCAAUUUCGACAGGAAGUUCCUCAGCAGAGUCCUCAUGCGACAGUCGGCUCAGAAGUCCCGGGACCGGAUCCUGAACGUCUUCCACGAGCUAAACCUGAAGGACGCCAUCAGCUACGUGGCUGAGGGCGAGCGCCGCGGGUCCUUGGCCUUUAUCCGCUCCCCGAGCACCGACAACAUGGUCAACGUGGACUUCAGCACGCCACGCCCGUCCACCGUGGAGGCCUCCGUCUCCUACCUGCUGAGGGAGAACGUCAGCGCGGUGCGUCUGGACAUGCAGUCCCUGGAGCAGCGGCGGCGCAGCAUCCGAGACACGGAGGACAUGGUCACCCACCACACGCUGCAGCAGUACCUGUACAAGCCGCGGCAGGAGUACAAGCACCUCUACAGCCGGCACGAGCUGACUCCCACCGAGGACGAGAAGCAGGACAAGGAGAUCUUCCACAGGACCAUGCGGAAGCGCCUGGAGUCCUUCAAGUCGGCCAAGCUGGGCAUAAACCAGAACAAGAAGGCGGCCAAGCUGUACAAGCGGGAGCGCGCCCAGAAACGGCGGAACAGCAGCAUUCCCAACGGGAAGCUGCCCACCGAGAGCCCCGCGCACACCUUCGCCAUCAAGGAGAAAGAUCUGGAACUUUCGGACCCUGAGGAAGCCCCCGACGAUGCCGAGGAGACCAGUGGGGGCAUCGAGUUCCUGGCGAAUGUCACCAAGGACGCCGCAUCGGACUCCCCGGCAGGAAUUGACAACCCUGUGUUUUCUCCGGACGAGGACCUGGACCAGAGCAUCCUGGCCAGGGUGCCACCGUGGCUGUCUCCCGGGGAGACGGUGGUGCCCUCCCAGAGGGCCCGCGUGCAGAUCCCCCACUCUCCCGACAACUUCCGCCGCCUGUCGCCCUUCCGCCUGAGCAACAAGUCGGUGGACUCCCUCCUGCUGGCCGAAGGCUCCGAGGAGCGGCCCCACGCGGCGCCCCCCGAGUCCACGCACAUGUAAUGGCCUAACACUGCUCUCUCUCAGCU